Molecule: messenger RNA, 1812 nt
Organism: Girardinichthys multiradiatus
Lineage: Eukaryota; Metazoa; Chordata; Actinopteri; Cyprinodontiformes; Goodeidae
Gene: top6bl
Product: DUF4554 domain-containing protein
Exons: 14
Coding region: 91-1539 (482 amino acids)
Biological process (GO): meiotic DNA double-strand break formation
Source: RefSeq, a predicted model, not a curated record
CCUCGGUUCAUUCCUUCACUCUGUGCGCCUGCGCAGUUCUAAAGAUCUGAUUGCGUCCUGACAGUUUGAAAUUCAACUUUAAAUUUAAAAAUGCUGAGAGAAAUACGGCAGGUGCUGAGGCUAAUCAAGCUGAUGGGAAAACAAAACGAACGGUCUGGUUUAAAGACUGUUGGUGGACUUUUAGUGCUUUUAUGGACCGAAAAAGGCUCAUCCUCUCAAAGAUUAAACUGCACUGUUGCAGCUGCUGGUCCCUGGUGUGUUGGAGUUGAAUUGCAAGCCCUUCAACCUGAUUUGAAAAAGAUCCUGUUUCCUGGUGUGGGGCCCUGUCCUGAGCCGGAUCCUGAGGAGCUGAGCACCUUCACGGAUCUGUUUGGAUCACUCCAGUUCCUGUUGACUUUUCAGAUACAUUUUCCAGGACGUUACUCGUCCAAAUGGCAGGCUCAUGUUAAGACGUUUCUUCAGACUUUCAGUUUGACCAAUGCUGGGAUAAGAAUCCACCUAAAAUUUAAACUCCAUGAACAGAAAUCACAACAUGAGUUUAGAGUUUUCCUGAAAAGUAAAGUUACCCUAGCCGUCCCUCCACCUCUGAUCUUGGACGUCACUUGUUCUGCACAAGCUCCAUGGUGCAAUCAGAAAGGACCGUGGUGUCAGGGAGGACAUCCUGUCGUCGGAGAAAGGUUCCCACUCAGCAUCCCACCCAAAGCCAUGGAUCAAGGCCUGUUCGGAGAGCUCAGUGCCCAGAUUGUUACGCUGCUGAGCCCCUGUGUGCUGCAGCACCCUAAUUUGCCUACAGAGCUAUCUCGCAUGCAAGUGUUGGUAUACAGCCCUAGUAACAUCCUAGUUCCAGCUCCAUCUGGCUUCUUCCAGACCCUUCCUGUUGCUUUGGACUACCAGCAGCUGGGACUGGACAGAAUCCACUGCUCCUCCUUCAAUGGUAAACAACCACCACCGCUGGGAGAUCAACAUGUACCGACAGCCAGGAUGCAGUCAUCCCAUGGGGAUCAGGUGCACGAGGGUGGAGUUGUGUACAUUGUGGAGCAAGAGAACUGGGAUGAUCCAAGGCAGGAUUCCAGUCAUCUCCCAGUUCAGCAGAGUCUCCUAGUCUGCCUCUUCUUACAGCAUAGUGACCCCUUCACCUCCGACUUUACGGAUAUAUUGGCUGGUGAGUUGUUGUUAGAGCGCCACCUGGAGGAUAUUCUAAGCAACAACAGACAGGCCGUCACAUCAGCUCUGCAGGAUGAACUUUUCAACACAAUGAAAGAUUCAAAACAAAGAAAAAAGAAACAAGAGAAGCUGCAGUCAGCUGCUGAGGUGAUCCUCAGUUCCACCAUCAGCAUAGUGAGCUGCAGCAGCAACAUGGACUUCAGAAAGGCCUGCUUGCAACACAUGAAGGUACGUGACACUCAUGAGUUAUCAGCCUCCCUCAGAGAGUCUUUGUGGAGAGUGACGACAUGGAAAUUUGUCCCUAAAGUCAGGUGCUAUUCUGCUCAGGUCAAAGGUCAAGCUGAGAGUAAUGAGCCCACGAGAGCUGAGAUCUGAAUGCUUUUUCCCCUUCUGGCUGUGAACACAGGCCAGAAAUGAAAGUAUUUGUGCUGACUAAAGUUCGCUUCUUUUACUGCAAUAAUUUUGUGUUUCUAGUACGCUGUCAAACAUAUUCUACACCACAAUGUAUGUGACUGUGGGUUUUUUUGUGCUACCAUGGAUCUAAGUUGUAGAUUUAGGGUCUAAUUAAUCCUAAUAUGUUUUGAACUAGACUAACUUGUCUUUGAUGGUCAUUGCUUAAAUAAAUUGUGUAUAAAACAUCUUCUAAAA